This is a messenger RNA of Limulus polyphemus (Atlantic horseshoe crab), 855 nucleotides long. RefSeq names its product vicilin-like seed storage protein At2g18540. Lineage: Eukaryota; Metazoa; Arthropoda; Merostomata; Xiphosura; Limulidae. The record is from RefSeq and is a predicted model, not a curated record. The transcript has 2 exons. Bases 1 to 855 code for a protein of 284 amino acids.
AUGAACAACACAAAACUGUAUUAUUGUUUCAAUGCUCAUAGUGAAAAGACAGUCGUAGACAUUGCAAGAAGAUUAACUGUAAUAAUUAAACGGAUUAAGUGGCUGUAUGAUAAUACAGCUGAAGAGAUGAUAGAAGACUAUACAGUUAGAAGAAGUCAGGAAGAAACCCGAAAUACAGACGCACAUCAAACUGCUCACCAAGAUACAGUUAGAAUAAGUCAAGCAGAAACACGAAAUACAGAAGCACGUCAAACUGCUCACCAAGAUACAGUUAGAAGAAGUCAGGAAAAAACCCGAAAUACAGACGCACAUCAAACUGCUCACCAAGAUACAGUUAGAAUAAGUCAAGCAGAAACCCGAAAUACAGAAGCACGUCAAACUGCUCACCAAGAUACAGUUAGAAGAAGUCAAGAAGAAACCCGAAAUACAGAAGCACGUCAAACUGCUCACCAAGAUACAGUUAGAAGAAGUCAAGAAGAAACCCGAAAUACAGAAGCACGUCAAACUGCUCACCAAGAUACAGUUAGAAUAAGUCAGGAAGAAACCCGAAAUACAGAAGCACAUCAAACUGCUCACCAAGGUGCAGUUAGAAGAAGUCAGGAUAAAACCCGAAAUACAGAAGCACGUCAAACUGAUCACCAAGAUACAGUUAGAAUAAGUCAAAAAGAACCCGAAAUGCAGAAGCACGUCAAAACUGCUCACCAAGAUACAGUUAGCAAAGUCAAGAAGAAACCCCAAAUACAGAAGCACAUCAAACUGCUCACCAAGGUGCAGUUAGAAGAAGUCAAGAAGAAUACCGAAAUAGAGAAGCACACCGUUCAGCUCGGAAAGAUCCUGACCGAACAGCAGCCGUAA